Molecule: messenger RNA, 556 nt
Organism: Penaeus monodon (black tiger shrimp)
Lineage: Eukaryota; Metazoa; Arthropoda; Malacostraca; Decapoda; Penaeidae
Product: proton-coupled amino acid transporter 4-like
Exons: 3
Coding region: 74-556 (160 amino acids)
Biological process (GO): amino acid transmembrane transport
Cellular component (GO): vacuolar membrane
Molecular function (GO): amino acid transmembrane transporter activity
Source: RefSeq, a predicted model, not a curated record
UCAGUACCUAGCCCCGGUCUCCUUGGUGGCAGGAGUGAUCCAGACAGCAGGUCUGAUCAUCUGCUUCUACUACAUGGUCCGCGACCUUCCCGAAAUCUCCGAAGAAAUCCCAGGCUGGGCCGGCUUUUCGAAGCUGCCGCUGUACUUCGGCUCCGCGAUUUACGCCUUCGAAGGCAUCGGCCUUGUCCUGCCCCUGGAGAACAAGAUGAGGACCCCCAAGUCCUUCCGGGGCUUCACUGGCGUCCUUAACACGGCCAUGAUGUGCGUCAUCAUCCUCUACGCUGCAAUGGGCUUCUUCGGUUACCUCCAGUACGGGAGCAAAGUCGAGGGAUCCAUUACUCUGAAUCUGCCACCGAACGAAGGCCUGGCCCAGUCGGUGAAGAUCCUGAUGGCGGCGGCCGUGUACUUGACGUACCCCUUGCAGAUGUACGUACCUUUCGAAAUCCUCACGCCCUCUCUGAGGAACCGAUUCGACAGCCCUAGAAAUAAGUUCCUCGCGGAGUAUACCCUAAGGACAUGCUUGGUGCUAAUCACUUGUGAGUACGAGCUUCCAUAG